CUUGCAUGGAGUCACGGGCGCCUGACGAAAAGCAUCCGGGGCCGCUCGGAGAUGCGCCCUUCGGCGGCCACCGCUUUGCCCUUCCCAAAAGGAGGGGGCGCCCGCUGAAGACGGGGCGGGCUCUGAGGCCGCCUUGCCUGAGCUGAAGCCGCUCGCCGGACGGCGCCCCCGAGCCUUCACCAGCCCGCGCGGGAGAGGAAGGGCCAGCCGGCUGAGCGGGCCGGUCUCUCUCUCUCUCUCGGUGGGCAGGACGCCGCUUCCCUGGGCCGCUGGCAACCGCCCCGGAGGCCGUCCCAGCGGAAGGACGGGCUCCCGCCCUGCUAAUCCCGCUGAAAGGGGCUCUGGGGCGGUGUCGCCCCGCCUGUCCCGCUCGCUUCCCGCCCCCCGGCUGGCCCCGAAAGGAGCGCCCCUUUCCACUCGCGCCGGGCGGUCGGCCAGCUCGGCUCCGCUCCUCAGCUCCGGCCGGACGCUCCCGCGGGCCCUGCCUGCCUCCCCCGCGAUGAGGAGCCGGCGGCCGCAGCCUUGAAGGCAACAGGUACCACAGAGGCAUCUGCCAUGGAAGCAGACAGCGAAGGGGAAAUGGAACUCCUGAGUAGCAGCAUUGCAGCCUAUGUGCACAUCCGAGAUAACCUGGAGAGCGUGGGCCUCUACUUCGUGCUGGGGGUCUGCUUCGGUCUGGUGCUGACACUCUGCCUGCUGGUCAUUCACAUAUCCUGGCACCCUCAAGCCAUUCCCCCCAAGCGCCAGAAGAGCCCGCAGGACUUGAGCGAGGAGGAGGACGAGGACGAGGAGGAGGAGGAGGAGGAGGAAGAUACAACCGACCAUGUACUUUCCGUCCCCCCCUUAGCCAUGACAGAGCUGCCCCUGGUAUCCCCCAGCCCCCCAGACGGAACCCUCACAAUCAACGUCUUUGCAUCGGCGGAGGAACUGGAACGGGCCCAGCGCCUGGAGGAGCGUGAGAGGAUCCUCAGAGAAAUUUGGCGCAAUGGCCAACCGGACAUUCUGGGAACCGGGACUGGCACCAUUGGGAGAGUCCACUACUAUUGACCAACCUCUUCCUUCAUGCCUAAGUGUAGUGUGCAACUGUCCUUGAGGCACUGCGGCAGUCACAGACCUUGAACUAAGAGGGAUAAUGGCGGGUGGGAGGGGAGGGGUCUUCCCCAGUGUGAGUGACCCUGACUGGGAGCACCAGGCACAGCCAGUGGGAGUCUAAGGGUCAAUUGGGAUGGAGGACUAUGGCAGGGACUCCAAGAGGACCACUCCCAGGUACCGGCUCUGACCCGUGGGGGGGAGGGGGAGGAAAGGAGUCCCUCAUGGGCUCUGGAAAGGUCUUACAGCACCCCCUGAUGGGUCUGGGAGGGAGGGGCUCCAGGGACUUUGGGCCUGCUCGGUGGAAGGAUACAAGACCUUUGCCUCCAACUGCUGAAGAAGCUGCAUUCAGCAUGAAUGACCCAGCCCAACCUUUGCUGAGCUGCUUGCCCAGGGAUGUGCUCUGCAACCUCCCCGAGAGAGACCCCAGCUGGUGGGCAGGCUCUUCUCCCAACUUGUCCUAGGAAAACCCCUCCCCCCCCCCCACACACAGUGCCUUACCUGAAGUACUGUAUCUUAUCUCAGGCUACCUUCCUACAACAUGGCGACUCUCCUUGGACUUCCUCUGCAGUGGAAUUCCUUGUUUUUUAAAGAGGGGUUGGGGGGGGGAGAGAAUAGGGACGUCUGCAGAGUCUGCCAGGGGCGUCUCACGGGCUGAAGAGGGGCUGGCAGAGACGGGCUGCAGGGGGCCCCAUGCGCAGGCGCUGUGUUAGGCUAGCUCCUCCCUGCAUAGAGGGGUUGAUUGGUAGCAAAUACUCCAUUUAGUAAAAUGUAAAACUUUGCCUUAUCUUUUAUAAAACAGAAUUA
This is a messenger RNA of Notechis scutatus (mainland tiger snake), 1896 nucleotides long. It is a transcript of the gene EVA1B, whose product is annotated as eva-1 homolog B. NCBI's taxonomy places the organism in Eukaryota, Metazoa, Chordata, Lepidosauria, Squamata, Elapidae. The record is from RefSeq and is a predicted model, not a curated record.